Messenger RNA from Hippoglossus stenolepis (Pacific halibut), 2288 nucleotides. RefSeq names its product chemokine-like protein TAFA-5. The record is from RefSeq and is a predicted model, not a curated record. Bases 1101 to 1478 code for a protein of 125 amino acids. The transcript has 5 exons. NCBI's taxonomy places the organism in Eukaryota, Metazoa, Chordata, Actinopteri, Pleuronectiformes, Pleuronectidae. Gene Ontology annotation, biological process: G protein-coupled receptor signaling pathway. Gene Ontology annotation, molecular function: receptor ligand activity; G protein-coupled receptor binding.
CACACUCACACACACAGGGAUGGUGAGUUGUGCCGUGCAACUGUUUUGAUCUACAAGGAUUAUCUAAUGGGAGGACCGACUAAACAGAAUAACCUGCUACUGCAGCCAAGUCUUUUCUCCAUGAUUUUGUUUUAUUCGCCUUCAGAGAAAAUCCAGGGCGAAUUUGUCAACCGCUGAGCCUCUGAUUUUUUUUUGUGGGGGGGAAAUGUUUCCGAGAUGUGCGGCGCGCAGUUGAUGCAUAGUUUAUGAAACUGCCUGUUCUCGUGCGUAAAUGGCAAGAGUUGCAUUGGAGUGAAUCAGGGGAGAAAGAGGGAAGCAGACAGAGGGAGGGAGAGAGGGUGGAGAAGUAGAGAGAGGGAAAGCAGCCCCAGAGAGAGAGAGAGAGUGCAAGUGACGGAGCAAUAUAGUGGAGAACUGGGGUGGAGAGAGAGAGAGAGAGAGAGAGAGAGAGAUGGGGGGGAGAGAGAGAGAGUGAGAGAGGGAGGGAAAACGAGAGCUGCGAGGCGACUUGCUUGGCAGUGUUUGCCUCUGCCUCUCCGGCAAUGGGAGCGAUGUGCGUAACAUGCAGCGGGGAGCGGUGAUCAUCUUCUGCGCGCCGCAUCGCCGUGGAACCGCGCCGUGCGCACUCGAAGACGGAGCCGCACCGAGGAGGCGCAGCGCCGCUCCCGCCGAACCUGCCGCGAGUGGCCGUGUGCUGAGAGACUCCUGACGGGGAGGAGAAGAAGGAGGAGAAGAAGAGGGGAGAAGUGGUUGCGAGGGAAGGAUGGCAGCCCUUCAGUCGGUGAUCGGGGGUUAAUCGCCUCCCCCUGUGUUUGGAGCCACUCUGACGCACCGGCAGGCGAAGCAGGAGCGCAUACAUUUGUGUUGUUGUUUCACAGAUCCCAGCCCUCUUCUUCUUUUCUUUUUUUUUUUUUAUUUGAACCACAUCAGAACCGGACUAUCAAAGUGAGGAUUUGCGCACGAAUAACGGGGACGAAUGCGUGACUCCACAGUGGACAGAAUAUGAGCCAGUGCGUGUCUGUGAGCUGAGGUGGAGCGGUCUCUCUCCCUCUCCCGCCUGCACGGCUCCCUCGGUCCGCCGCGAAGCCUCCCACGCCAGGAUGCAGCUUCUCCGAGUUGCGUGGGCACUGACCGGAGCGGCGAUCUGCUGCUUUCUCCUCCUCCUCCUCCACUCCCGCCUGCUCAAAGAAGGCCAGCUGGCAGCCGGGACAUGUGAGAUUGUGACGCUGGACAGGGACAGCAGCCAACCACGGCGGACCAUCGCCAGGCAGACGGCCCGCUGCGCCUGUAAGAAGGGCCAGAUCGCUGGAACUACAAGAGCCCGGCCCGCCUGUGUGGACGCUGGCAUUGUUCGGAAAAAGCAGUGGUGUGAGAUGGUGCCAUGUUUGGAGGACGAAGGCUGUGACCUGUUAGUCAAUAAAUCUGGCUGGACUUGUACACAGCCCGGAGGCCGAGUCAAAACCACCACGGCUCUAUGACGCGACAAGAGUCCCCCACGACACUCUUGCACUAUGGAGAGCAUUGAUGACCCCUUGACAGACAGCCAAAUGCCAUCUACCACCAACACCACCGACAACACAACAACUCAACCCAAACCCUGGUCCCGCAAAGGCAGGAAGCGACACAAGACCACCGGGGGCCUCAUGGAGGCAGCAAGGUGUCUUAACACAGCCAGAGACUGGGAAACCAGGGAGUGACUGUUUGAGGGAACAGCCUCUCCCCCUGGACAAAGUACUCACUGUAAAACAGUUCCUAUUUCCUGUGACUGGCUCCUCCGGGUUUGUGACUGCUCCCUUCUGCUAUCUGUCGUUGGGUCAACAUGUUGCAACCACCUCCUCUCCGCUCUAUCUGCCGGCUCUGUUGAAAUUGGCAGCGCCUGCUCGUGCCACGGAGGAUCGGGACACCACAAAUAAAUCCCACGAAUGGUUUUUUUGCCUCAUUGGAACUCCUCCUAUUUGGAGCAACUGCUUUGAAUCAAAGGAUUUCCCACAUCUGUCUCCUCGCUUCUCUAGAACAGGAGUUCCAGAGCAUAGACGGGAUCAUCACAGACUAGACCCUGUUGCUUCUUACGAGGCUGUGAAAAAAAACAAACCCAAACUGAGCGCUCUCUGCUGUGAAUAGGCCUUCUGCUGGAGUAAACCUCUCAUAUUUUUAUAGACCAAAGAGUAAAAACAACAAGUAUGAUCAUAUUAACAGAGCGGACCCUCCGGCAAAGACACACAGAGACUUUGUGAACUCGCUGCUUGUGUCCCUGCCGACCAAUGACUGCCCCCUCCCCUCACAGAGAC